ACAUGUCACUUGGAUGCUAUGUUGAAAUAUAUCCUUAUCCUCUCUUCUCCAGAAAUCAAUGAACUGGAACCCAGUGGUCAUUUGGACUUUUACCCUAACGGGGGCAGGAGGCCCCAUGGUUGUAGCCACCCUCUUGGUGAACACCAUUCACACCACGACAUUGGAUGUGAAAUCGUUCCUUCCUGGCAGUUAUACAUCGAGUCCAUCAACACUGACUGUCCCUUCUUUGGCUAUGUGUGCGACAAUUUCCGAAACUUUUCAGCUGCGAAGUGUGUAGACGGUUGCGGUGAUGGCUCACUGUGUGCACCCCUCGGGCACAGAGCUAACGAAUGGCAGCAGUACAAGAAGGCGGAAUCUGUAAAGAUGUAUCUCUUUGCUGGCCAUAGCACACCAGCUUGCCGCUAUCAUUAUUAUGUGAAGGCUCAAGUUUCUGAAUCAAACGAUGCAGACGACGAGGACUUUAAAGCACGUCCACCUCAGGGUCUUAUGUUUAUUCAACUUACAGGAUCAAAAAAGCAUAUCGGCCCCCUCCAAGCCAGGAAGUCAAAUCAGAAAGAUGUGGAAUGUUUGGUGAGUUCGAAAGACCUUGGAAGUAUAAUUCGUACAGACGUCAAAUGGCAGCCUGGACAUUCACCACCUUUUGAUUACAACUUCUUCGGGCCAAACGAGUUUGGAGUUCCGUAUCCUCCUCGUCCAUUCAUUCCCAAACCCCCAGCACUUCGAGUCGAACGAUUUGAAGUAACUAACUUGGAAAACGGAAUCAGUGAGCAGUUUUGUGCAAUCGGAAAACCAAUUCUUUAUCCUAACCAAGUGAAGCCUUUCUUUAAAGGAGGGGAAUGUGCUCAGCCGUAAAGAACAAUGUGGAAAUUAUUAACAACUAUAAACAUUUUUUUAUUAAAAAAAACAACAACAACAAGAAAUAAAGUGGCUGAAAUUUGUAGUGGUGAUUAGAAACGUUAAAAAAUAUACAAUAUUUUUCAGGAACCUUUUUCCAUUAAGAAAUUAAUUAUUUCAUUUGUAGUACGUAAUAAAAUAUAAUAAUAUUGAAGUUUUGUAAUUUUCUAGGGUUCCGUUUAAAACGCUAAAAAUUUCAUUCUAACAACACUAAAACACUAACUUUUUUUUACAUUAUGAUGACAGUGGUAUUUGUUUAAUAUGUAAUUAUUACCAUUUUCCACAAAACAUAUACUUUACAUAGACACAUUCUCACUGAAAUACGCUUUUGUAACUCCAGUUUUGUUUUGCUAUCUCUAUGUCUUUCUUUACAGUAAACAACGUUGAAUAGGUUUGUUUGUUUUUAUUAAUACUAACAAAAUAGAGACAGUUUCCAAGCUUCUGAAUAUAAAUAUAAACAAGAGCAAUUAGAGAGAUUCCAUGCUCUCGCCCCGCCGCUCCUUUUCGAGAUUGUAUGCGUUUAUAUUGGAUGACGUCAAAUUUCACGUUCGAAAAGUCAGAGAAACCUUCUCAGAUCCAUAAUGAUCGACGAUCCGGAUCAUUUCUUGUGGUGUGAUCAGGAGUCUCAACCUUAACGUGUCCGUGAAAUUUGGUACAAAUCCGAUCACACUUUACAAGAGUUAUUAACCCAAAACCGCGAAAGUGCCCCAUCUCCCAAUUAUAUAAAGAAAAUGCUUCAAAGUGAUCCAGAAUUUGGAUCCGGACCAGAUUUGUGGAGGAAUUAUCCUAUACUGACUUGCCAUAUUUAGUAAAACGUUCGUGUACAUCGGUCUGUUAGUUUUCGAGAUACGCGCGAGGAAACACCGACAGAUCCCCCCCCCCCCUCCCCCUCCGGAGGCGAGGGCAAUAAAAAUGUUUUGUUGCCUUACAUUUCUCCAUUUACUUUAACACUGCUGAAUGCAAUAAACAUUUAAAGGCCUAAACACUCAGAACAUAUAUACAACUGUUUUUCGUUUAUUUGUAUAAAAACAAAUUUGACCACGAGUUUAGAGCUGGCAUCUGACGAAGGCUUAUGUCUGAAAGUUUUGCACUGUUUAUCUUUUUUUUAAUAAACAAAUGAAAAACUGUUUUUGUAUUUUGAGAAGUUAGAUCAUUAAGUCUCUAUUACAUAGCCAACUGUACUCUCAUAAAAACGUUGCAUGAACGAAAAGAAAUUAAUUAAUAUACAUUUUACACUAAGACUUACUCAUUCACACACACAUAUAUAAACUUACACUGAGAUAUCAAUACUUCUCCAUAUACUUAAACUUUAUAGAACAUACAUUUUACACUAAGACUUACUCAUUCACACACAUAUAUAAACUUACACUGAUAUCAAUAAUUCUCCAUAUACUUAAACUUUAUAGAACAUACAUUUUACACUAAGACUUACUCAUUUACACACACAUAUAUAAACUUACACUGAUAUCAAUAAUUCUCCAUAUACUGAAACUUUAUAGAACAUACAUUUUACACCAAGACUUACUCAUUCACACACAUAUAUAAACGUACACUGAGAUAUCAAUACUUCUCCAUGUACUUAAACUUUAUAGAACAUACAUUUUACACUAAGACUUACUCAUUUACACACACAUAUAUAAACUUACACUGAUAUCAAUAAUUCUCCAUAUACUUAAACUUUAUAGAACAUACAUUUUACACCAAGACUUACUCAUUCACACACAUAUAUAAACGUACACUGAGAUAUCAAUACUUCUCCAUAUACUUAAACUUUAUAGAACAUACAAUGUUGUGUAAUAUUUUUCCACAUAACUUGACUUUAUUGAACGUACACUGUUGUGCCAAUAUUCCAACAUUUACGAAAUGCUGAACGUAUAUUAAUAUUUCUUCUCCAUUCACGUAAUUAAAAAAUAAUAAACUUACACUAUUGUACUAAUAAUACUCAAUUCACGUAACAAAACAAUAUUAAACUUACACUAUUGUACUAAUAAUACUCCAUUCACGUAACUAAACAAUAUUAAACUUACACUAUUGUACUAAUAAUACUCCAUUCACGUAAUUGAACAAUAUUAAACUAACACUAUUGUACUAAUAAUACUCCAUUCACGUAAUUAAACAAUAUUAAACUUACUCUAUUGUACUAAUAAUACUCCAUUCACGUAACUAAACAAUAUUAAACUUACACUAUUGUACUAAUAAUACUCCAUUCACGUAAUUGAACAAUAUUAAACUAACACUAUUGUACUAAUGAUACUCCAUUCACGUAAUUAAACAAUAUUAAAUUUACACUAUCGUACUAAUAAUACUCCAUUCACGUAAUUAAACAAUAUUAAACUUACACUAUUGUACUAAUAACACUCCAUUCACGUAAUUAAACAAUAUUAAACUUACAUUAUUGUACUAAUAAUACUCCAUUUAUUUAAACAAUACUGAGCGAAUCCUUCCCUGUUUACUGAAAUUACACAGUUUAGUGAGAAGAAAAAAUUACAUUUAAUGUACUUAACAUGCAUCGUUCCAGUGAUAAGUGUGUUGUAUUUUUUUUCCAUUAGUAAAUAACAACUAAUGAUUGUGAACGUACUUAAUCAUCAAUGACAAGUUAAUAUAAUGCUUCCAGACUUGCUUAAUGUUAGUAGGAUUUACAGUGAUGUCUUUGAUGUAAAUCCAUUGAAAUAUCUUUACUGAUCUGCUUUUGUUUAUGUUAUAGUCUUGUCGAUAUUAAAAUUUAUAACUUUUCUACAAUAUA
Molecule: messenger RNA, 3637 nt
Organism: Limulus polyphemus (Atlantic horseshoe crab)
Lineage: Eukaryota; Metazoa; Arthropoda; Merostomata; Xiphosura; Limulidae
Product: hepatic triacylglycerol lipase-like
Exons: 5
Molecular function (GO): lipase activity
Source: RefSeq, a predicted model, not a curated record